AUGGGUGCAACGAGCUGCAAGCCCACGGAAGAUGGCUGCUGCGCCACGGCGAGCGAGCCCCCGCAAGAGACAGCGCUGGCCGAACCGCAUGGCUCGCUGGACUACCCGCCCCAGACAGAGAUAGAGCCUGUGCACCAGGAGCCCUUGAGCCUGUCGUAUGAAGAGCUGGCUCUCAGGAUUGACAAGACCGACAAGACUCGCAAGUUCUCUCGGGAGACGUCCCCUACGUCGGACACCCAAAGCAGACUGUCGUCGACAUCAUCGCAUCAUUUUGCGCUCGACAGGGAUCUUCUACGGGGUAUCCCGUUGAAAGCGACCCUCCACGGCUUUGGAAAGAUGUGGACCACAUCACCGACGGAUCUCCCAGAUGAUGACACGCGUGAAGCUUUGUGGACGAAGCCUCUCAUCUUGAGGUUCUCCAAAGCCGCACAGGGCGUUUCCCAAAUUUACCCUCAGCCUUAUGGGGUCCCGACGAGAAGGAUGAUCGUACUGCAGGUAGAGUAG
Molecule: messenger RNA, 504 nt
Organism: Symbiodinium natans
Lineage: Eukaryota; Dinophyceae; Suessiales; Symbiodiniaceae
Source: the annotation of a GenBank genome assembly